CCUGGUGUCCUAUAAAAAGGACACGAAGAAGAACGGCUACAAGUCAUGAUUUAACUGCUCAAGAAUCUGAAACAAGAACUGAGCUGACUCCCAAGACAUCCCCAUAAACAUAGACAUCACUUUCUCCUUCGUCUUCCUCUUCGUAAGGCCGACAGUAAACAAACAAAAUGGCGGAAGGCGGAAACGGCGGCUGCAGUGAGGCCACAAUUCCGACCGGAUUGUUUUAUUCAACGGCAAAGCGACCUCGAUUAAGACAUCUACGUCUCGAGGAUCCAGAUGUCAUGUUUGCUGCACUAAAGGAUGGUGACAUGUCCGAGGUCGAAGACGCAGAGGAUGACGUGGAUGACAUGGUUGAGGCUCUUGAAGACGUUUGUGACAAUGAGUGUGAUGCACUAGAGGAGCUCUCGGCUGCCUCCAGCGAUGAAGAAGUUGACAAAAAUACACCGGAGGACAGGUCGUGGUCCAGGAGAGCUUUCAAUAAGCUAGCAGCCACGUAUCAACCUCAAUCAUCUGGUGACGAGAAUGAGAAUAAUCUUGAUGGUCUACCGACCCCGUAUGAGUAUUUUUCUCGGUACGUGCCGAAGAGUGCGUUUGUUGAUCUUGCCGAGAAAACAAACAUGUAUUCUGUUUCUCAAGAGGGAAAAUCCGUUGAAACAAAUGAAGAAGAAGUCAGAAAGCUGGUUUCACUGCAUCUAGCGAUGGGUGUCUUUCGUUACCCACGGCUGCGCAUGUACUGGAAGCCGUCACUCAAAACUGAGCUUUUCUCAACUGCGAACAUGUCACGAAACCGAUUCGAGAAGCUCAGAAACUGCUUACACAUUGUUGAUGUGAACGGAGACCACAACAGCAAUGAUCGUCUCUGGAAGGUCAGGACACUUUUGGACGCAUUUCGUGAAAGAUGUCUAAACCUGACUUUAGAGGAGCAUCUUUGCAUCGACGAGCAAAUUAUCCCGUUCAAAGGACAGCUAGACAUAAAACAAUACAUCAAAGGGAAACCAAAUCCGUGGGGAGUGAAAGUUUUCAUGUUGUGCGGUGCCUCGGGAAUUAUCUACGACUUCCUCGUUUAUCAAGGCUCAACCACUGAGCUUGUUCCAGCAGAGAAAAAGGACUUCGGAGUGACCGGAGCAUUCGUCCUCCAUCUUGCGAGGCGAAUACCGGAUGGCACUGGCCACAAGCUUUUUUUUGACAAUUAUUUUACGUCCUUGCCAGUUUUGCGGGUGCUUCGAGACAAAACUAUAUAUGCUGCUGGAACAAUCCGAUCAAACCGGACCGAGAAAUGUCCGUUGAAGCCAGAAGGCCAAAUGAAGAAGCAGGGAAGGGGGUCCUCUGACUGCCUGGUAAGCAGCGAUGAGAAAAUCAUCAUCACGAGAUGGCUGGACAACAGAGCGGUGACCCUAGCCUCAAAUUUCCUCGGCAUUGAUGAAGAGGAUGAGGUGUCACGAUGGAGCAAAGCAGACGGGAAAUAUGUAAACGUGAAACGUCCCGCAGUUGUCCGCGAGUACAACCGAAGUAUGGGAGGCGUAGACAAGACAGACUUUCUGAUAAGCCUCUACCGAACAUUCAUUCGCAGCCGAAAAUGGACACUGCGAGUUAUCACGCAUUUUAUGAACCUGUCCGUGACUAACUCCUGGCUCGAGUACAGGCGUGACGCUGAAGUUCAAGGGCUAAGGGAGAAGAUGGAUUUGCUCGAAUUUACUCUAAGUGUCGUGGAAAGUCUAGCAAAAGCUGGUUCUCCUGAUCUGCCACGCAAACGUGGAAGGCCAUCCUCCUCUCCCCUGCAGCCACUCAAAAGGCAAAAUUGCACAGCCCAGCGACCAGUGUACGACGUGAGAUAUGAUCAAGUCGGGCACUGGCCGCUCAUUGCCGAAGACCAACAGCGAUGCAAAUUGGAAGGAUGCAAAGGAAAGCCAAAAACCAAGUGUGAAAAGUGCAAAGUCCACUUGUGCAUAACAAGCACCAAGAACUGUUUCAAAACGUUUCACACGCACUAAUCAAUGUCCAGUAUUAGCGGCACCUCAAGGCAAGCAGCAUGUUUGUUUUCAAUAUUUGAAUAUUUGUGAAAGGUUGAAAAUAAACAGUAACACCAAACAUUGCUUUUUCCUUUUCUUGCAACCACUAAGCCCUGGUGUCCUAUAUAUAGGACGCGGCGCCAUCUUUAAAACUAAGGGAGUCCUAGAAAAAUUUUUUGUCUUAGUGUGUUCCUUGGGUGGCAGUGAAGCAAAAUAUCACUACAGAAAAAUUCCCAAACAGGUAAA
This is a messenger RNA of Dermacentor andersoni, 2255 nucleotides long. Its product is annotated as piggyBac transposable element-derived protein 3-like. The record is from RefSeq and is a predicted model, not a curated record. Lineage: Eukaryota; Metazoa; Arthropoda; Arachnida; Ixodida; Ixodidae.